AUGGGAGACAUUGAGAAUUCUCAAGUCACGAGUGAGAAGAUCCUAAAAGAUGCGUUUGAUAUAAGAGAAAAGCCUCUUGAAAGACCUGCUCAGUCAAUUCAAGAUCUCGAUGAGUUACGAUCAUUUCAAUUAAAGAAGAGAAAAGAAUAUGAACAACAACUAAAUAAAAAUAGAUUAAAUUUUGGUCAAUGGAUAAGAUAUGCUAAAUGGGAAUUAAAUCAUAAUCGAGAUUUUCCUCGAGCAAGAUCAAUUUUUGAAAGAGCACUUGAUGUAAAUGUUCAACAUAUACCAUUUUGGAUUCAAUAUAUUCAAUUAGAAUUAUCACACAAGAAUAUUAAUCAUGCAAGAAAUUUAUUAGAUAGAGCCACUACUACUCUUCCAAGAGUCAAUAAGUUUUGGUUUCUAUAUGUUCAAACUGAAGAAACUUUAAAAAAUUAUAAGAUGGUACGAAUACUAUUUGAAAGGUGGUUAGAAUGGCACCCAGAUUCUUCAGCUUGGGAUGCAUAUAUUGGUUUUGAAAGAAGAUAUGAUGAAUUUGAUAAUGCCAGAAAUAUUUUCUCAAGGUAUGUAAUUGAACAUCCUGGUAGUGAUACUUGGUUGAAAUGGAUAGAAUUUGAAAUUCAUGAAGUAUCGUCAAUUACAGAGAAUAUAAUUAACGUUAGAAGAGUAUUUGAAAUAUCAGCCGAUUCUAUACUUACCAAUAAAAGCUCAAAGAGUAAUGAUGAAAAAUUUCCUCUAAUUAUUUCUCAAUGGGCAGAAUGGGAAAUAUCAGUCAAAGAGUAUGAAAGAGCCAGAGCUAUAUAUAAUAUUAUUCUUGACACUUCAAAAGUAAAAUUAUCAACAUUUCAAAGAAAUGAAAUCCUCAAAAACUUUUCUGAUUUUGAAAAGAAUCAUGGAAAUAAAGAUAGUAUACAAUCGACUAUUAUACAAAAACGAUUAAUUAAAUAUGAACAAGAUUUGAUAGAAACUCCAGACGAUUAUGAUACUUGGUGGAUAUAUAUUAAUUUAUUGAGUGAAAAUGCCAAACCUGAGACAUUAAGAUCAAAGUUUAAAAAAUCAGUUUCCAAGGUACCAUCUGAGAAAGUUAAAUCUAUUACAUGGAAGAGAUAUAUAUAUUUGUGGAUCAGAUAUAUUUUAUGGGAAGAAUUUAAUUGUGGUGAUAUUGAAGAAUCAAGAUCAUUGUGGAAUCAAUGCAUAAAAAUUAUACCUCAUAGUCAUUUUACAUUUGGUAAAGUAUGGAAACACUAUGCUGAAUUUGAAUUAAGAAAUGAUGAACAAAAUGGUUUACUGAAAGCUCGGAAAAUUCUAGGUAGAUCUAUUGGACAAAGUAGUAGUCAAAAGUCAAAGAAGAGUUUGUUCAAGUAUUAUAUUAAUUUUGAGAAAAAAUUAGGUGAGUGGGACAGAGUUAGAAAACUUUAUGAGAGAUGGCUUGAGAUUGAUACCCUAAGUAAAGCCAAUACUAAUUCAAUUCCUAUAGUUUUAGAUUAUAUUGAAUUUGAAAAGAGUUUGAAUGAAUAUGAUCGAGUUUUAUCCAUAUUCAAUGCUAGUUUAGUAUUAGCAGAUCAUGAAGAUUUAUCGAAAAAGUUUAUUCCCUUAGAAACAUUAUGGAUAUCGUUUAUUCAUUAUUUUCAAGAUGAAAUGAAAUAUGAUGAAGCUCGUAAAUUAUAUCGUACAUUAAUUGAUAAGACUGAUAAUUCAAGAGUUUGGAUAUCAUUAGCUGUAUUUGAAUCAUCAAUACCAACAUAUGAACAAUUACAAGAAUUUAAUGAAAGUAAUGAAGAAGAACUUGAAUUUAGUAUUACAGAAACUCAUAGACAAAAUACUAGAUCUAUAUUUAAAGAAGCAGAUAAAUUCUAUAAAGAUAAACAAUUAAAUGAACAAAGACUUGUUAUACUUGAAGCAUGGAAAGAAUAUGAAUUAGAGCAUGGAAAUGAAGAGAGUAUAAAACAAAUAGAAGCUAGAAUGCCUACUUUAGUGAAAAGAAGAAGAAAAGUUGAUAACUUUGAAGAAGAAUAUAUUGAAUAUAUUUUCCCUCAAGAUCAAGCAGGCAUAUCGGCCAAGCCAGGUAUUAGCAAGUUUUUGGAAAAUGCCAAAAAAUGGAAAUCUAUGGCGCAAUAA
Scheffersomyces amazonensis is the source of this 2118-nucleotide messenger RNA. RefSeq lists its product as uncharacterized. NCBI's taxonomy places the organism in Eukaryota, Fungi, Ascomycota, Pichiomycetes, Serinales, Debaryomycetaceae. Gene Ontology annotation, cellular component: precatalytic spliceosome; U2-type catalytic step 2 spliceosome; post-mRNA release spliceosomal complex. The transcript has a single exon. The record is from RefSeq and is a predicted model, not a curated record. Gene Ontology annotation, molecular function: protein binding. Gene Ontology annotation, biological process: spliceosomal complex assembly; mRNA splicing, via spliceosome. The coding region runs from base 1 to 2118 and encodes 705 amino acids.